Molecule: messenger RNA, 1211 nt
Organism: Paraphaeosphaeria sporulosa
Lineage: Eukaryota; Fungi; Ascomycota; Dothideomycetes; Pleosporales; Didymosphaeriaceae
Exons: 3
Coding region: 480-1196 (238 amino acids)
Source: RefSeq, a predicted model, not a curated record
GGGUGGUCGAGGGUCUUCGGUAUGGAUAUGCUAGAUACGAUUCAGCUCCUUUCUAUGCGGUAAGUUCCGUCUCCGCUGAAAUCGCUGUACCACCAACGACGCCCUCCCCGGCCUAUGCCAGUUCUUCCCCGAGUCGAGCCUCGAUGGGCUUUGCCUUUUGGCUGCUUGGCAAUUGGAACAACCUGCAGCCCUAUCGGCGUGCCUUCGUGAUCAUUGGUCAUUACAUUUCAGCUGGCCCCAGGCAGCAUCGCCUAUCUGUGAGCCACAACAGCGAAAAUAUAGCUGUCUGUUUGAUCGCCAAGACCACGCAAUGUAGCUAUGCAUAGUUGCUUUUCGAGCUGGACUGGACCGUUCUACUGUCAGCCACAAGGACGUGGGCUGGUAACCGCAUAUACAGCGGGUGGCCUCCGCUCUGAGAUGUGUCCUACCUCGCGAUGAUCAGGCCUCCAACAAGUAUCAGACGUCUAUGUGGAGGCAGAAUGCUUUCUUUGAAUCUAGCCGUCAUUUUGUUCGCAGCUGCUCUCGCCGCGCAAGCAAAUGACCCAGCAACCCUCGGAGCCUCGAUAAAGUUUGAGAAGGGAUAUUCUCUCCUACCAGCGUGCAUUAAUCAGUGCGUCUGGGACAUUGGCGACAACGACACCCCCGACAUAGGCGGCGACGUCGCCAUCCAUCUCUCCUGUUCCGCGCCCUGGAUUAAUGGCUGCUACUGCCGGCCACAAUCUGCAACCGUCGCACAUGCUUUCAUCUCAAGCUGCGCGACAUACCUAUGCUCGACGCCCCAGCAGAGCGACGUCGACGCAGGGACGCAAGUGUAUGACAGCUACUGUAGCCAGGCACUCGGGGCGGCGUACACGCCUGAGGGUGUGGAGCAGGCACCGGCGACCUUGACGGCAGCGAGUGAAGUGAUAAGCACUGGCACGGUUGCAACGUCCCGUCCUACGUCUACCAUUGCGAAACAGACGUCUACCAACGCUGCUGCUUCACAGCCCUCUCCCAUCGAGUCCUCUAGUUCCCAAGAAAAGCCUUCCGAUGACAAGAUUGCCGGUCUCAGCAAGGGUGCUUUUAUAGGCGUCGUCGUAUCUGCGAGCUGCUCGGUCUUGGGCUUGGUGUUUGGCAUUUGGUUCAAAUUCCACAAGCACCGGGAGCAGAUGAAGCUCGCGCAGCAGAAUCCCGGGGUAAUUUUUGGGCAGAAAUAGUGGAAGGAAAUGUAC